AUGUCGUCCUUCGCUUCAAAGUUGAGCAACAUCAAUGAAACUCAGGACUCAAUUAACUACCUAUCCGGGUAUAUGCUACAAAAUGAGCCCUCAUCUAAGUCGUUUAUUGAUACAUGGAAAUCGCAAGUGUUGAACGCCCCAUCACCUACCAAGCUCUUACUACUAUACCUAUGUAACGAUGUCAUCCAAAAAGCCAAGCGUCAUCAUAAGCAGAAAUAUAUAACAGACUUUUUUGGACCCCUUUUGGAGGUGAUUAACCCCAUUUACCACAGCGUUGAUUCAAAUAUACAGAAAAAGAUUGACAGGCUCAUCUCAGUUUGGGAGCAGAGAUUGGUGUUUGACACUGAAGGUAUAAGAAAAUUGAAAGAACGUGUGGCUCAGCCUCCAGAGAGGCAAACGGCCCUCACUGCUACAACUAUACUUCCCGAGCUUCAACUCAUCGACGAUUUGUACAAGCGACUUGACGACUUGACCAAUAUAAGUCAAGGGAAUCUCACCCAAUUGGGUAUUCAGUCUAAAACCUACUUGAACUUGGACGCAGACACAUUACCUGAAACUCAAGUCCAUCUCAACAAGCUAAAAGUGUUGGAGAAAUUAAGCAAUGUGUCGAUAAAAAACAUAGAAAGCAUAAAAUCCACUCGUGUGGAAAUUAAAUCACAAUUAGAGAAAUUGCUUCAAUCGGUAGAGAGCGGAUUUCAAACGGACGAUACCAAAAUUGCCGUUAUCAAUAACAAACUAAACAAGAUCGAUGAAACAAGGCGUGCUUUACUGGGCGUUGUUGAAAGUUCUGACGACGAAGAGAUGCCCAAGUACGAGGAAGAAGAUUCUGAUGACGAACCAAGAAAGAGGAAAGCAUCUCCCAGCCCGUCUGGUGGUUCCACCCCUAAGAAGGUUGCUUUUGCCAAAGACGUCCAGGUGAAUGAGUACGAAAACAAAACAAAAGGAGAUGACGAAUCAGAGGACGACGACAAGUCAGAAAAGGAGGACACACCAAGUGCAGAAGUUAUGGAUAUACUAAAUAAACUAACCUAG
Messenger RNA from Lodderomyces theae, 1032 nucleotides. RefSeq lists its product as uncharacterized. Gene Ontology annotation, cellular component: RNA polymerase II, holoenzyme. Gene Ontology annotation, molecular function: RNA polymerase II C-terminal domain binding. Lineage: Eukaryota; Fungi; Ascomycota; Pichiomycetes; Serinales; Debaryomycetaceae. Gene Ontology annotation, biological process: mRNA 3'-end processing. The record is from RefSeq and is a predicted model, not a curated record. The transcript has a single exon. Bases 1 to 1032 code for a protein of 343 amino acids.